This is a messenger RNA of Sphaerulina musiva SO2202, 477 nucleotides long. Its product is annotated as acyl carrier protein. Bases 1 to 477 code for a protein of 158 amino acids. NCBI's taxonomy places the organism in Eukaryota, Fungi, Ascomycota, Dothideomycetes, Mycosphaerellales, Mycosphaerellaceae. The transcript has 4 exons. The record is from RefSeq and is a predicted model, not a curated record. Gene Ontology annotation, molecular function: acyl carrier activity; acyl binding. Gene Ontology annotation, biological process: fatty acid biosynthetic process. Gene Ontology annotation, cellular component: mitochondrion.
AUGUUCCGCACCGCCCUCCUCCGCGCUACGCGAGUCGCCGCACAAUCUGGUGCCCGCGCUGCUCCAGUCGCUCGCACAGCUAUUCGCAGCCCCUUCAUCACAUCCCGAAUCUCCAGCCCAGCGACCAGAAUCGCUGCGAUACGGUGUUAUGCCAGCUCAUCGGGACUUGGACAAGAGGAGGUUACUGGCCGUAUCUUGGACCUUCUGAAGAACUUCGACAAGCUCUCUGCGUCCUCGCACUUCACGAACGACCUUGGGUUGGACAGUUUGGAUACCGUCGAGGUGGUGAUGGCAAUAGAAGAGGAGUUCAGCAUUGAGAUUCCAGACAAAGAGGCCGAUGCCAUUCACAGCGUGACCCAAGCCGUAGACUACAUCCUCAAGCAGCCAGACGGUAGGUACACUUGCUGUGAAGAUUACAAGAGUCGUGCUAAUGGUUUACAGCUCACUAGAAGACAUCAAUGGCAGAAGAGGAAGUGA